Molecule: messenger RNA, 2203 nt
Organism: Lagopus leucura (white-tailed ptarmigan)
Lineage: Eukaryota; Metazoa; Chordata; Aves; Galliformes; Phasianidae
Gene: IL21R
Product: interleukin 21 receptor
Exons: 9
Coding region: 128-1900 (590 amino acids)
Biological process (GO): immunoglobulin mediated immune response; cytokine-mediated signaling pathway
Cellular component (GO): external side of plasma membrane
Molecular function (GO): cytokine receptor activity; protein binding
Source: RefSeq, a predicted model, not a curated record
CCAUCUCCCACAUGCAGUGUCUGCGGUCCCAGUAACCGUUUAGCCAGGCCAGUCCGACUGGGGGAGAGUUGGAGGGCUGACAUGGACAGCUGAAAGGACGGGGCAAGGACAUCCAAUCAGAACCAAAAUGAGGAACAAACUAUGGCUCCAGACUAUUUCCUUCUUCCUUUUAUUCCAGUACACCGCAUGUCGUGAAAACCUCACUUGUUUUGUGGACUAUGUGCAGACCCUGUCCUGCCUCCUGAGGAAUGACCUGGGUGCCAGUUCAUACAAUGUCACUGCUACAUGGGUUGAUGAGGACGAUCCAGAAAACACUGUGGCAGCCUGCAGUCUCCUGGAAUUGUCCAGGAGCACCAACCACACAGAAUACAUUUGUACUGUGGACAUGACUGAGCUGCUGGCAGAUAUCAAAGUCCAGGUGGAUGUCACAGAGAUAGCUGACAGGCAGCAUGUGAUUUCCAGAAGUUUUUAUAUGAGAGAAAACAUCAGACCACAGCCUCCGUUCAAUCUGACUGCUGUGUUCACAGAAGGUUACAAUAUUUCUUGGGAAACCAUCUACCAGAACCCUCUUUUCUACUUUCUGAAUGAGGAGCUGGAAUAUCAGCUGCGUUAUAAGAGAGGGGCUGACACCUGGGAGACUCAGAAGAUUAAGUCUGUCCAUGAAGACAAACGGACACUGGUGAUCCUGCCAUGGGAACUCCAGGGGAACACUGAAUAUGAAUUCCAAGUGAGAGCCAGACCCCGAGAAGACACUGGCUACUAUGGAUUUUGGAGUGAGUGGAGCUCCCGGCUGACACUGAAAACCAGCCCUGCUGCCGUGACACAGAGAGCAGGCAUGGGGUGGAUGCUGUUCUUUAUUGUUGCCAUGGUGAUCACUGCCUCAAUCACAACCUUUCUGGCCAAGCAACAGAGCUUGUGGAAGAAGAUCGCUUGCAUCCCAGAUCCAUCUGCCUUUUUCAAACCACUUUACCUGAUGUAUAAUGGAGAUUUCAAGAAGUGGGUUGGUACAUCCCAUAUGAAAAUGACCAUUGAUUUAUUUGAAUGGGAAAUAGUCCCUUCAGAAGUCCUAGAAGUUUUCAGCAUGCGUCCUUCCAACUGCACCUCACAGGAGGAGAUAAAGGAGUUGAAAAAUGAUCUGCCUUGCAAGCCUUGUGUGUCCUGCCUGACCGCCCCAGUCCAAGACAGCCUCCUGUCAGGUGUGAACAGCAGCAGUGUGACUCAGGACCGCUCAUAUGGACAUUUGUCCAUUGACACUGUGACAGUGGCCGAUGAAUUUACACCUUGUAACUGCCAGUGCAGCUGUAACCGCAUGUACAGGGAACAGAAGCAUAAUGGUGAUGAAGAUAGUGCUGGAGAAAAUGGUUACCCCAAGGUUAACAUUGAUGAUGAAGACAGAAGGCCUUCCAGUGCCUUGCAUCUGUCUGACCUGAACUCACAGGACAAAAUUCUGGCCUCAGGCUCUAUGUCCACAGAUCACCUGAGGACUGCAGGUGCCCCAGGCCACCAGAAAGUUGAAGAGGCUGUGGAAGGAGGGAUGGGGAGCAUCCUAGAAGCCCUCUGCUUGCAUCCUAAUCAGUGGGAUUUGGAAAAUCCAGCUUCUCUACCUUCUCCUGAUGGUGAAAGUGUGUCCUACAGUGAAGGAUCCUGUGACUUUUUCCCACGCAGUGCAAGGCCUGGUGACAGUUACCCCAUGAUCUGCCUAGAUUUGGACACUAUUGACAGUGGCUUUGUGGACUCGGACUGUGGGAGUCCAGUUGACUGUGACUUUGAGCAAAAUAGCCAGACCAACUGUGGGUCCGUUUCUCUUGAGCAGGAGGGAGAGGACUUUCCGCGGAGCUAUGUCAAGCAGUGGAUCUCCUGCCAUGCUGACAGCCCUGCCAGCGGGACUCAGACAAACUGAGCAGUUGAUUUUGUUCUGCAGAGUAGAGGGCCUUUCCCAUCCUGUGCCAGAAGCAAAGUGUUGGCCAAAUUCAGAAGGAAAAGCAGAGUUUACUCUGUGUAAGCUGUACUGCAUACAAUGGAGAACAGUUACAUCCAUAGAAAUAUAGGUCUGUUUCUACUGCCACUCAUUCUGUCCACAUUGUAUCAAACCUGGCAUGAUUAAUUUUCUUUCAGCAUUCCUUGUCAAACCCUUAUAUAAUGACUACAGACUUUAAUUUUUCACAACAAGAAAAAGCAACUGUACCUUUAAAAUUGCUCCUUA